Molecule: messenger RNA, 2705 nt
Organism: Trematomus bernacchii (emerald rockcod)
Lineage: Eukaryota; Metazoa; Chordata; Actinopteri; Perciformes; Nototheniidae
Gene: arpp21
Product: cAMP-regulated phosphoprotein, 21
Exons: 20
Coding region: 294-2279 (661 amino acids)
Cellular component (GO): cytoplasm
Molecular function (GO): nucleic acid binding
Source: RefSeq, a predicted model, not a curated record
CCCUCUGCUCCGACUUAGACAGGCAAAAGGCGGAGGAGGAGCGACGGACCUCACAGUCAACAGACGCUCAACGCUGGGUGUACGGCAGUGGAGUCGGUAGAAGGAACGGAGGAACGAAAGACAUAACGGCUAUUUUCCAUUGACCAGUAAAGAGCCGGCAGAGAGAGCAACAGUAGAGAAGGCGAGCACGGCGGAGAGGAUAAUUGCAUUUCUGUCUGCCCUGUGGGAACAUGGGAUAUAUGACCUCAUCAUUCACCUGUGAGGCUCUCCAGUAAACAACUCCAGAUAGAAGGAUGACUGAAGCAGCUGUAGCAAGAGCAGAGGUCCUCCUGAAAACCUGCGAUGCGACAUCUUGUGAUGUCAUCAGUUGCCCCUCCCCACCACCAUGUCUGUCCCCCUGCAAUCAGAUGGAGGACGAGGAUUGUCACCAUGAAAAUAAGAAGCCGGAGCAGCAGAAAAACUGUAAUCAGGUGCAACCAAAGAAAAAAGUGAAGGCCAAAGGGAAGUUAGUGCGCAGUGUGGCUGUCUGCGAGGAGUCCGCACCAUUUGAAGAAACCGAGGCAUCUCCAGACGCAAACAUCUCAUCUAGCUGCCAUGACAACGAGAGGACUUCCUGUAAGGAGGAAGACGAGGAGAUCAGCGCAGAUCCAAAGAAACAUUCACUGUCCAAAGAGUCCAGCGUGGAAUACACCGACUCCACCGGCAUAGACCUGCACCAGUUUAUCGUCAACACCCUGAACAGCAACCCCAGAGACCGCAUGAUGCUGCUGAAGCUGGAGCAGGACAUGGUGGACUUCAUCACCAGCAAUAGUCCCUUUAAGAAGUUUCCUCACAUGUCGUCCUACCACCGUAUGCUGGUCCAUCGGGUGGCGGCCUACUUUGGCAUGGAGCACAAUGUAGACCAGACGGGCAAAUCUGUCAUCAUCAACAGGACCAGCAGCACUCGCAUACCAGAGCAGAGGUUUUUGGACCAGGUGCAUAAGGACAAGACAGAAGAGAUCCACCGGUGGAAAAUCAUUCUGAAGAGAGACAACAGCUCAGACGACCAGAACCGACUUCACCCCUUACGGGAGAAGCAGAGCAAGUCGAUGGAGGAGAGAGAGGAGGAGUACCAACGAGCGAGAGACCGAAUCUUCAGCCAAGAGCCGGUCUGCACCCAGGAGAGCGCUCAUGCAGAAACCAGGGCUGCUGCGGAGGAGUACAAUCCAUAUGCUGAGACCCAGAGGAGAAGGCAGCUCUUCAGGGGGAGCCGCGACAGCUCCGGCUCCAGCUGGACGGGCAGCAGCAGGCAAAGUAGCACUGAGACUGACUGUCGCUAUAGCAACGAACUCCGACCUUGGAGCAGCACAGACUCCUCAGAUUCUUCCUACCAAUGGACGAGUCCCGCCAUGAUACCUCGCCAAGCUGCGAACCACAGCUGGGACGCCGCACGUGCCUCAGGCUCCAUCUCUCUUUUCAGACUGCCAUCCACUCACCCUCACCCCUCCACCCCCCCCAUCAUAGACGAGCCGGCUCCUAACUCUGCCUACAUCAUAGAGAACGGGAUCCCGCCGGGAAGCAUACUUGUGAACCCACAUACUGGGCAGCCUUUCCUGAACCCUGAUGGAACACCUGCUGUCUACAACCCUCCGGACAGUCAGCAGCCAAUCAGGAGCCAGACUCAGCUGCAAGGCACUCCGUCUCAGCAGCAGGUGCUUCAGUACUCAUCUGUCUCGUACACGGCUCCGCAGAUGUUGCCUGUCACUGCUUCACAGCCAUACACCACCAUUGAAGACCUCUCCUCGCAGUUUGCUCAUGUGAGCUGUCAAUCGACGGGUGAAGCCCCGCCCCUCUACCCUCCCACCCAGGGUUACAUCUAUGCAGCGCCUCCCCCCCCUCCUCCCCCUCCAAACCCACCCAUCUACUGCCAGCCCUCACCUCCGUUACCUGUGUAUUACUACGGCCAGUACCCUACCUCAGCUCAGCACCAAUGCAGGCCCGUCUCCCCGAGCCAACACAUCCUCAGCCAAGCAGCCCCACCGACAGCCGCUUACGGCCCUGCUGUGGGGGUGCAGCAGCCCUCUCACCCCCCGCCCCAGGCUGUGCUGGGGUCCUACACAGCAAUGGCCCCUCAUCAGCGUAGCAUAGCUCAGGGAGGCGUUUCAGUGUCCUAUCCCCAAAGUAAAGUUGCCAGGGAGGGGGGUUACUGCUGCGUGGUGCCCCCACCCCCCCACCUGGGCAGCUGCCACCCUCCCAGCUGCCCCCCCCUCGGUGCCCCGGCCUGGGGCGCUCAGUACUGAUGAAGCCUCGGCGGACGGAGCCAUGAUCGCUGAGUUCCUCGUGAACUCACAUGCGUAGUUUCUUAACACAAACACCUUUUUCCACCCCCCCUCCCCCCAAACACCCGCCUUACUUCUUACGAUGCCCACAGGGUACACCUUUCUCACUCAUAACAAGCAUGCGCACACACACACACACACACACACACACACACACACACACACACACACACACACACACACACAUAAACCCCCUCACAGACAGAAAUGUACCACUGUACCAAAGCUUAAUAGUAUAUAUCAGAGCUGCUGUAUUGAAUGCAUAAUUUAUAUUCACAAAUGGAGUUUUAUAUUGAUAUUAAAUUAUAUAUUGUGUUCCAAGAAAAUGCACUGUGUGAAUAGAAUAAAGUGCUGUGGCUGGAUUGACGAUGUCACAUUUCUAUAUCA